GUUGCAUUUUCUCGGGGUAGAUGGGUCGCUAAUGCUAUAUCAAUAUGUACCUGUAAGCCGGUGCUAGGAGAUCGGUGCCCACCGCUCAGGGCGGUGGGGUCGCACCGACGCCGAUCUCGCCUGAUGCGCCGUGUUGCGGCCGAGUUCAGCGUUAUCUUGGAUUUAAUUUUGGUUUGAUAACACGAAGUCUUGCUGAAUGAUCGAUUUUUUCCUGUUUUCGGUUGCUGACUUUGGUGUCCUUUACUCGUAGCUUUUGUAUGUCUGUAAUUAAGUGGUUAUUGACCAAGCGAUUAUUUACGCAUCUUUAUUAAAAUGAAGCCAUCAAAGCAAAAACCCCAACCGCAGCGCCCCAAUACCAACCAGCGCUCCACGGCGAACCCACAUAAGCCAUCGGUGAGCGACCCCAGCCAGAUGGGCAUCCCAUCCGUAUGCCAGCAAUUUAACAGGAACCAACCGUGUGGCACACAUCCGUGCAUGUUCACGCAUCAGUGUUUGUUUUGUCACGGUCACCACAGUGCUCUGGAGUGCCGUUUCCGAGCUCCCCUGGGAGACCCAUCACCAAUACAAACAUCACAACCGGAACCGCCACCACCGUAUACGGAGGUACUUAAGCCCAGUACCUCCCGUCCAGUAGUCGCUAAUAGCACUCCUCCGACAUUCCUCCCGGGUGCAUGUCGCCAGCACAACACGGCAAACGGAUGCAAUGCCAAGAACUGCAAACAUGCCCACAUUUGUGGAUACUGCUCCCGAACCAAUCAUAUCGCGCAGAAUUGUCCCUUUCAGGAUGACAACAUUACUCAAGCGUCCACAUCCCGCGGCACGAAUAAUCCUGCGCCAAAGAGCAAAAGCGGGAAUAACACCUCAGGUCAGAAAGAUGCCCCUUGUCGGUAUUACAACGCCCCCGCCGGAUGCCGCAAUGUUUCGUGUAAGUUUUCUCAUAAGUGCAGCUCUUGUGGGAAACUGAACCAUGGGGCCGACAACUGCAAUUCGUCUACGAAGAAAAAGCCGGAUGCUGCUCGAGCUAGCCAAAAAAAGAUUGUUUUUCAAACUGCAGUCGGAACGUUUGAAAUACCACAGGAUGAGCUGAUUGACGGGACCUGCUUCGAUUACAACCGACGAAAGCCAUGCAAGAAAAGUCCGUGUCCAUACGACCAUGAUUGCUGUGAAUGCGGCCGUCAGCACGAUGCUAUACGCCACUUGGAAGCGGACUACGGUGUCGGCAAGAUUUAAAAAUCUUUUUAGUUUUACACAAUUGUUGUUCACUUAUUUUUACAUGCUUACACCGUUGUAUAAAAUUUACAACGGAACGGAAGUCGGAAUUAACUCGUAAUUAUUAUUAGUUUAUCGUGCACUGCAAUGUGGCCGGCUUAAUUUGCGGGUUGAUCAUGAUCAUGAACUUACCAUUAGAUCACGCAUACUGUAUACAUGUAUUACUGUAACGAAAUAAAAACUACAGCA
Paramacrobiotus metropolitanus is the source of this 1458-nucleotide messenger RNA. RefSeq lists its product as uncharacterized. The record is from RefSeq and is a predicted model, not a curated record. Gene Ontology annotation, molecular function: metal ion binding. NCBI's taxonomy places the organism in Eukaryota, Metazoa, Tardigrada, Eutardigrada, Parachela, Macrobiotidae. The transcript has a single exon. The coding region runs from base 313 to 1230 and encodes 305 amino acids.